Molecule: messenger RNA, 1598 nt
Organism: Frieseomelitta varia
Lineage: Eukaryota; Metazoa; Arthropoda; Insecta; Hymenoptera; Apidae
Product: synaptic vesicle glycoprotein 2B-like
Exons: 4
Coding region: 1-582 (193 amino acids)
Biological process (GO): transmembrane transport
Molecular function (GO): transmembrane transporter activity
Source: RefSeq, a predicted model, not a curated record
AUGUUUCGUUGCCUAAAUAGGUUCGAGCAAUUUGAACACGAGAAUCCUGGCGAAACCACGUCGGUUUGCAUAGUGUCGUCCUUACCAAACAACGGAACCGUAGUCGACGCUUACGGAUGCGACACGGUAAUAGCGCCUUCCGUUUAUCUGCACACGGUGUAUAUAGGACUCGCCUGUAUCCCUGGCUCUAUCAUUCUACCGAUUUUCGUACACAAACUUGGAGCCAAGUUCUUUUUGAUCGUGUCGUUAUUGGUAUCCGGCGCCGUGACAGUCGCCUUCUAUUUUGUGAUCAAUUCAACGCAGAACCUGAUAUUGUCGUGCGUGUUCGAGGCGCUGACGUCUCUCGGUAUCUCGCUGGUCUAUUGCGUAAUCGUCGACAUGUUCCCGACGAAUCUCAGAGUAAUGGCUGCGGCUCUAUCUCUUACCAUGGGUCGAUUAGGCGCGCUGGUUGGCAACUUAGUGUUUGGCUACCUGAUUGAUUUAGCCUGCGUGAUUCCAAUAAUUUUAUUCGCAGUAUUUUUAUUCAUGUGCGGACUUAUGUCUUUCUUGUUGCCGAAAACAGGGAAAGAGACACUCGCAUAAUCGAAGAACGACUCACCUCUGGAAGUGAAUCGCGCGAUAAAAACAAAAAUAUGUAUUUCCGGAAGUGGAAAGAUAAUCGAAACGCCUUUCGAUUGUCAAGAAUCGCGCUCCUGCAAAAGAAGCUCGAGCUAUAAUCUUGACAAACAUCAGCGUGUAUAUCAUAAGAAUAAACCACAAACACUUUGGUUUUCAUAGGAUCAUGAAAUUUUCAACAACGAAAAUACGUUUUUACCUCGAGCAGCGUGUAAAUUCGUGUAAAUAUGUAAUAUUUAUUUUAUUUUGUUUUACCUUGCGUAUCAUCUUGAAGAUGAAUAGAUAUUAUAAUUAUAAAUUAUACAGGAUAACUUAUAGAUGUUGUUAACCAAGGUUUGAAUUGCGCGGCAAAUAAAUCGAUUGAAUAGUCGAUAAGAUGUCUUGCUUGCAACAGAUUGUAAGACUCUAGUAACAAGAGGCUAAAAGAUGAAUUUAUAAUUCCUUUGUUCGACUUAAAACGAAUAGAUGUAAUUUUAGAUUAUACGUGUUCAAUUUUGAGGUUAUAUUAUACAUGUUCAAUUUUACUAAUUUUGAGGUUAUGUUAUACACGUUUAAUCUUACUGCAUGCAUCUGAGUACAUAUAUGAAUAUGUGUACUUAUAUAUGUAUGUACUUCAAACUAUGUACUUAUUAGUUGCCAAUCGUUCUCCCUCGUCAAAUUUGCAAGAAAUAUGUGAAAGGAUAAAAUUUCACUGAUUUUGUUUAAAUUGUAUAACGCAAUAGUCCGAAUAUGUAUAUUUUUUUAAAUUCGUCUAUUUAAUCAAUAAGACUGUAAAUUGAGAAAGUCUGUAAAUUGAGAAAUAAUUUCUUUUUUAUAUGACAGCGAAUAUUGAGAUGGAUUGAACAGUUCAAAGUUAUUGAUAGAUGCAGAAAUUGAAUUGAGUUGAUACUUUAGAGAUUUUGCAACGUUAAAUUUAUAAAUAUUUGAAGGGUGUGAAUCACAAACUCUUUCAUACGAAGCGAAAUAAAUUGCAGAUAUCAAUG